CGGAAGGCGCUGCACAGGCUCGUCCGGGCUGCUUUUACCAGUGAGAUCACCCGCAUCAGCUGGGGUGGCGUGCGUGGGGCUGAGCCCGAGUGGAGGACAGGUGGGUGCAAAGUUGACUGUACCCCAAGAACUGCUGCGGGACGGACUCGGUCUUUGAAGAGCCAGAGCCAUUCUGCCGGCCGCGAUGAGCACCAGUUACAUCUUGAAGUCCCAUCAGCUCUAACAGAAAUUCCAGAUUCCAAGAGAGCAAACCAUCUCCCCAAGACAGCCAGGCAUCCCCGCUCCCAAGAACUGAGGACCAUGGAGCUUUCGGACAGUGACCGUCCCGUCAGCUUUGGCUCCACGUCUUCCUCGGCCUCUUCCCGGGACAGCCAUGGUUCCUUCGGCAGCAGGGUGACCUUGGUUUCAAAUAGCCACCUGGGCUUGUUUAACCAAGACAAGGAGGCCGGGGCUAUCAGGCUGGAGCUGGUUCCAGCCAGGCCGUUUUCCAGCAGUGAGCUGCAGAGGGCCAUCCCAGCCGAGCAGCAGGGCGCGGAGGGCAGCGGAGAGAGGCAGCUGUGGGCACAGCGGAGAGUGGAAGCCAACGGAGCCACCGACGCCAGCACAGAAUCCACCUCGAGCCCCAAGCUCCUCUAUGUGGAUCGAGUGGUGCAAGAAAUUCUGGAGACGGAAAGGACAUACGUGCAGGAUUUAAAAAGCAUCGUAGAGGAUUACCUUGACUGUAUCAGAGACCAAACUAAACUGCCUCUGGGCACUGAAGAAAGAUCAGCCCUUUUUGGAAACAUCCAGGAUAUCUACCACUUCAAUAGUGAACUUCUACAAGAUUUGGAAAACUGUGAAAAUGAUCCCGUGGCCAUAGCCGAAUGUUUUGUGUCCAAGAGUGAAGAGUUCCACAUCUAUACCCAGUAUUGUACCAACUAUCCGAGAUCAGUGGCGGUGCUAACAGAGUGUAUGAGGAACAAGACACUGGCCAAAUUCUUCAGGGAGCGCCAGGAGACUUUAAAGCACUCCCUGCCCCUGGGCUCCUUCCUCUUGAAACCAGUCCAGCGGAUACUCAAGUAUCACCUCCUCCUGCACGAAAUAGAAAAUCACCUUGAUAAGGACACAGAAGGCUACGACGUGGUGCUGGAUGCCAUCGACACCAUGCAGCGGGUGGCCUGGCACAUCAAUGAUAUGAAGCGGAAGCAUGAGCACGCAGUCCGCUUACAGGAGAUACAGAGCUUGCUCACUAACUGGAAGGGGCCAGACCUGACCAGCUACGGGGAGCUGGUGCUGGAGGGAACCUUCCGCAUCCAGAGGGCCAAGAACGAGCGCACACUCUUCCUCUUUGACAAGCUGCUGCUCAUCACAAAGAAGAGAGAUGACACCUUUACGUACAAAGCCCACAUCCUGUGCAGCAACCUGAUGCUGGUGGAAGUGAUCCCCAAGGAGCCACUGAGCUUCAGCGUCUUCCAUUAUAAGAACCCCAAGCUGCAGCACACCGUUCAGGCGAAAUCCCAGCAAGACAAGCGCCUGUGGGUGUUGCAUCUGAAGAGACUGAUCCUGGAGAACCACGUGGCGAAGAUUCCAGCAAAGGCCAAGCAAGCACUACUUGAAAUGGAUGCUAUCUAUCACCCAGGCUUCUGUUACAGUCCAGAGGGAGAGUCGAAAGCCAUCUGUGGUUCAAAAGAAGGUUCUGCUCCAUAUCGGCUGAGAAGAAAAUCUGAACCUUCUUCGAGAUCACAUAAAGUUUUGAAGACCAGUGAAACAGCACAGGACAUCCAAAAGGCCUCCAGAGAGAACGGGCCUCCCCAGCUGACUUCAGCAGGGCCACCUCCUGCCCAGAGGACCAGUCAACCGAGCAGCUCAGCCAUCCUCAGCGUGCUGGGCGGGGGUGGUGCUGUGAGAAACAUCUGGACCGACCCUCAGAUCAGGCAAGCCUUGUUCCCCAGUCAGCGGGCCCCACAGGAGAACGAGGACGACGAGGAUGAUUAUCAGAUGUUCGUGCCGUCCUUCUCCUCUUCAGACUUGAACUCCACCAGACUGAGCGAAGACAGCACUUCAAGUCGCCCUUGCAGCUGGCACAUGGGACAGAUUCAGUCCAUAGAGGCCUCUGGCUCUGGCCACAGGGUUGUUAGGAGGGCCAGCAGUGCCGGUGAGAGCAAUACUUGCCCUCCUGAGAUAAGGAUUAGAGACAGCGAUGGCUCUCAGUACAGCCCCGGAAGGGAGCUGCAGAACGGGCCUACCACUGAAGGACAGGAUGCCAUGACUUCCUUUGGAUCCUCUGUAGAGUUGACUUUUGAUGAUCUAGACCAUGUUUAUGAUAACAUAAGUUACGAAGACUUAAAAUUAAUGGUUGCUAAACGAGAAGAAGCUGAAUCCACUCCCCAAAAAUCAGCCAAGGACUCUGUUCGCCCCAAAAGCACCCCAGAGUUAGCCUUCUUCAAGAGGCAGACUGGCCGAGAUAAGAGUACUCUCCACACAAGAAGAGAUGGAACUCUAACAGGUAGAAAAUCAUCUAACCAAAACACCUAUGACCUCAAGGUUGUGGAGGAAAACGUCUAUGACACCAUAGGACUCCCCGAGCCACCAUCUCCGAAUUUCCAAUGCAGCAGCCUAAAACGACCAAAGAGGAGCACCUUUUUAGGUCUGCAGGCUGACUUUGCAUGCUGUGACAGCCUGAGGCCAUUCGUUUCCCAGGACAGGCUCCAGUUCAGUGAGGAGGACGAAAUGCCCUACCACCAGGGUCCCUCUGAUAACAAUUAUCUGAGUUUGCUGUAUAACUCUCCCAGCUGUAACUUGUCCGUAACUGACAAGUCCAUAUCUGAUAAACUGUCGGAAGAAGUUGAUGAAAUCUGGAAUGACCUUGAAAAUUACAUCAAGAAAAAUGAAGACAAAACUAGAGACCGUCUCCUAGCUGCGUUUCCUGUUAGCAAGGACGACGUGCCAGACAGGCUGCACGCGGGGAGCACACCUGAGCUGAACAAGGACAGGGCCCAUUCAACAUCCACACUGUCACUUCCGGAGAGCCAUACUUUCCUCACCCCUGUGAAAAGCAGGGCUGGCAGAGCUAGCCGGGCCAAUCACCCAUUGGACGAAGGCCUGAUUUCUAAAGAAGGCUCCGUUGUGAGUCUUAAUCGGCUCUCUCUGGCCAGUGAGGUACCUCCUAUGGAAAAUCCCUACGACUUGGCCAUCAGCAGUCUGUCCCAAACAGACCCAGAAAUCUCUGAGCCUGGGACAGAGGCCUCAGAUAAAACAAAAAGCAGGGUUUUUUUGAUGGCUAGGCAGUAUAGCCAGAAGAUCAAGAAGGCAAAUCAACUUCUAAAGGUGAAAAGUCCAGAGCUGGAGCAGCCACCAGCCAGUCAGCAGCAUAAUUUGGUACACAAAGACCUGGCUGCCAUUUUAGAAGAGAAGAAGCAAGGAGGGGCUGCCAUUGGUGCCAGGAUUGCUGAGUAUUCCCAACUGUAUGACCAGAUUGUAUUCAGAGAGUCUCCACUUAAAGCUCAGAAAGAUGGCUGGGCCUGUCAGCAGGAACCCUCAAGCCUCAAGUCCACACCACCUUCCCAGGCUCAACACAGUAAUGAAGACUGGCUUUUGCAUUCAACCUACAGUAAUGGAGAAUUAGCAGAUUUCUGUCCUCAGCCAGAGCAAGACUUAAAGUCAAAAUAUCCCGCUGUAGAGUUCAGUACAAAAAAUACUCCCAGACAAUUGUCCACAGCUUAUUCUGUGCCUUCUCUUCAAACCAGUGACCCUCUGCUGGGCCCCAUGCAGAGACACAGUGUGGUAGUAAGUCAGCCCAACAAAGAGAACUCAUGUCAGGGCCAUCUUUACAACUCUUUGGGCCGGAAAGGAAUCAGUGCUAAAUCUCAGCCUUAUAACAGGUCCCAGUCUUCUUCCUCAGUCUUGAUAAACAAAUCAUCGGACUCUAUCAGCUACCCUGAUGACACGGGAACGCAGCAGCUACUGUCUUUACACAGAAGCUUCAGGUGUGACAGUCACCAGGAUUUGCUGGUAGGUGUUGCUGACUCAUGUCAACAGGACACUGGAAAACGCUCAGAGCUCACACUCCAAGACUCGCAGAAGGUUCUGGUAGUCAAUAGAAAAUUACCCUUAAGUGCCCACAUAGCUACCCAGAACUAUUUUUCCAACUUCAAAGAGACUGAAGGAGAUGAAGAUGACUAUGUGGAAAUAAAGUCAGAAGAAGAUGAGGCAGAGUUAGCUCGUAAUCGCAGAAGACAAUCUGACCCAAAGGUGACAGGGGCUGACUCCUUUGAUGGUAUCUGCAGCAACAGUACAUCUUACUCUUUAAAUAGUCCUUGCACUCCAAAGAAGCCAAUAAAUAGCAAACUUGGUCUUUCACCGUAUUUGACAUCGUACAACAAUUCUGACAAACUGGAUGGCUAUCUUUGGAGCGGGCCAUCUCCCAAUCAACAAAAUAUUGUGCAGUCUCUACGAGAAAAAUUUCAGUGUCUUAGUUCGAGCAGCUUUGCCUAAGUUCUUAAUAGUAGCUGCCUGAAUUGACUUCUUAUGCUCAUAAAUUACAGAUACUGAUGAGGUGUUUAAUAUGUACCAGGUGAAAACAAUUCUGUAAUGACCGUAAGUGUGUAAUAUACUUUCCUUUACAGCACAACUUUUUGAAACGGCUGACCGACAGCCAGGACUGUACUGUAGCAGAUGUCAGUAUCUACCAUAUGUUUUCUGAUGCUGAUUAUGUUUCAUGUAAGUCAAUCUUACUUGAAAAUUUUUAGGCAUUUUUUUAACAUGAUGGCCAUGAUAUUUUUUUUUCCGUAUCUUGACAAUAGUGGCCAGACUUUAAGAAAUGCAAUAAUUCUCUAGUAUUCACUGGAAGCCCCGAGUAGUUUUAUCCUAGGACUCAAAGGCAGCAAGGAGGCUUUUUCAAGUAUUUUGAAAGGAAACUAGAUUAAGAGAUUAUGCCUAAAUCUGGCAUUUCUGUUACAUUCAUGGCAAGGCCCUAGAAUAACGUAUGCCAGAGAUUUCUAAUUAGAGUGUAGUCUAUGCUGCCCAUUUUAGAGUCUGUAUGCUGGUUUUUUUUUUUU
Molecule: messenger RNA, 5036 nt
Organism: Loxodonta africana (African savanna elephant)
Lineage: Eukaryota; Metazoa; Chordata; Mammalia; Proboscidea; Elephantidae
Gene: PLEKHG1
Product: pleckstrin homology and RhoGEF domain containing G1
Exons: 16
Coding region: 301-4473 (1390 amino acids)
Molecular function (GO): small GTPase binding; guanyl-nucleotide exchange factor activity
Source: RefSeq, a predicted model, not a curated record